Messenger RNA from Pomacea canaliculata, 2221 nucleotides. Its product is annotated as protein toll-like. Bases 1 to 2085 code for a protein of 694 amino acids. Gene Ontology annotation, biological process: toll-like receptor signaling pathway; immune response. The transcript has 3 exons. Gene Ontology annotation, cellular component: membrane. NCBI's taxonomy places the organism in Eukaryota, Metazoa, Mollusca, Gastropoda, Architaenioglossa, Ampullariidae. The record is from RefSeq and is a predicted model, not a curated record. Gene Ontology annotation, molecular function: transmembrane signaling receptor activity; protein binding.
AUGAGAUUAAGUUGUGCGCACCCUGGGGAAGAAGGAAAAGGAACCAAUGGGGCGACCAGCUUGUUUAGAGUUCUCUUCCUGUUGCUGCUGGAAACAAACUCUUUCGGAGCAAACGCAGCUGUGACAAGCUGUCCACAUUGCGAGGCGCGGUGCUGUAGUCUUCACAUCCAGCUGUACAAGCAGCUGCGCGUGGACGUCAACUGCACGCAACCUCAUCACGCGGUCAUCGUCGUGGACAAGGAGACUACAACUGUUACCGCAGCGUGCAACGAAACCUCCUUGAUUCACGACAACGGAUGUCUGACGGAUCUGCCUGUCAACAUCUGUGAUUUUCCCUCCAUCAGGGCCGUCAGCCUCCGCUACAACAACCUGACUACCUUUCCCCGCCUCACCUGCCUGCAUCGUUUGCUCGUCCUUAACCUCACCGGCAACGCAAUCACCCAGGUUCCGGAAGGAGCCUUUCACGGUCUCCCCGAGCUUCGCGAGGUCUAUCUGGACGGCAAUGUCAUCACCUCAAUCCAUCCUGACGCCUUCGAUCCACACGUAACUGCCCUUCAGAUCUUCACCAUCGCCAACAACCUUCUGACCGUCGUCAAUCCUUGGCUCUUCUUCCUGCCCUACGAGUUUUGCGAGUUCGAUUUCAGCAAUAAUCACAUAAAGGAUUUAAGUAAUGAGCAUCAUCGAAAUAUCAACAUGUCUGAAAACUACGGACCUGGCUUAGUGAAUUUUUCUUACAAUAAUAUUGUAUCGCCAGGAAAAGAGUUUAUGAAGUUUGGCAUCAAGAACAUCGACCAGACCAUGAAAUUUGUCAUGUGGGGAUUUGAUUUUCGUCACAAUCCUUUCCACUGUGACUGUCAAAUGUACGAACUUAUUGGGCUUUUCGAUAACUUGACACUCUUUGUUUGGGCAGAUGCCUUGAACGUCACGUGUGGUAGCCCACCAAAGUUCAAGGACGUCCCUUUGAACAAAGUACCACUGGACGAGCUGGUGUGCAACGUCACAGAGAACUGCCCGUCGUCUUGCACGUGCACUAAGAGGCCUUAUUAUCAAGACUUGUUGGUGAAUUGUACUUACAAGCGACUGCCGACCCUGCCUGACGACACGCCGGAAGGGAGCCUCACUAUGAACAUGAUUCAAAACGCCAUCACGCGUCUGGACUGGCAACAUUACCUCAAGCGAGUGAUUCAUCUGAACCUGACGGACAACCACCUCCGCGACAUCGACUGGCAGGCGGCGCUGGCGCUGCGGAACGUCAAGACCCUUGACCUUCGCGGAAACGACCUUCACCAUGUGCCCAGCACCUUACAGGUUGUGUCCCCUAACGCGCUGUACCUGGACACCCACACCCUCAGGUGCACCUGUGACUUGGAGUGGUUUGCCGCCUGGGCCAGGUACUACGUCGGUGACAACAUACGAAAGGUCACGUGCCUAUCUGAAAAGGACGGUCGUCACGUGCUGCUGAUCAACGCCACGCGAAAGGAACUCGGCUGUGAAGAAAACAAUGACUCUACCCCUCACGUGACCUUGGUUUCCAUCAUCUUGGUAGUCGCCGUCGUCGUCGCCACCCCCAUCCUCGCUGUGGUGUUUCGUCACGAGGUGUUGGUGCUCAAACAUCGCUUAUUCUACCGUCAUCACACAGAGAAACACUUCCCCGCUCUGCUGGACGACCUUCGCUACGACGUCUUCGUCAGCACGGCCAGCGACAGCGACAACGACGCCACCUGGGUGAGCAGGAUCUUGCUGCCGGCCAUGGACAGACGCCGACUGACCUACUUUGUGCCACAGCGAGACUACCUGCCGGGAGCCAUCCCCAUGGACGAAGUGGUUCAAACCCUCCGACAGAGCAAGUGUGCACUCAUCCUGCUGUCGCCGGACUACCUGGCCCAGCCCAUCUGCUGCUUCCAGUUCCGCCAGGCGUACGACAUGAUGGUCAAGGAGGGUCGCGGUCGCGUCUUCGUCGUGUGCUUGCAGAAGGUCAAGCGGGGUCAGGUGCAGGAUAGGUUCCUAAGAGCCAUGCUCAACCUCAACAUGGCGUACUCAGGCCACUGUCCAGAACAUCUUGACGCUGUCCUCAGUCGCAUAUAAACAUACAGUUGGUGAACCACAUCUGUCGGUUACAUCAUUCUUAACCGUCAAACCACUCUGUAUCCUCUUAAGGAUAGUAUGCUGUUGGGAUCUCUUGCAUAUCUGUACAUUAUGAACGUCACAAUAUGUCAGCAAU